AUGGAUGCGGUCCCUUCGAACUCACAUGGGAACCUGGAUGAGCAGAUUGCGCAGCUCAUGCAGUGCAAGCCCUUGUCCGAACCAGAGGUAAGGGGGCUCUGUGAGAAGGCCAAGGAGAUAUUAAUGGAAGAAAGCAAUGUCCAGCCUGUGAAAAGCCCUGUAACUAUUUGUGGUGAUAUUCAUGGACAAUUCCAUGAUCUUGCCGAGCUUUUCCGCAUUGGAGGAAAGUGUCCGGAUACGAAUUAUUUGUUUAUGGGAGAUUAUGUGGAUCGUGGCUAUUAUUCAGUUGAAACAGUGACACUCUUGGUUGCCUUGAAGGUGCGUUAUCCUCAACGUAUUACUAUCCUAAGAGGAAAUCAUGAAAGCCGUCAGAUUACUCAAGUUUAUGGUUUUUAUGAUGAGUGCCUACGGAAGUAUGGUAAUGCCAAUGUUUGGAAGAUCUUUACAGAUUUAUUUGAUUAUUUCCCUCUGACAGCAUUGGUUGAAUCUGAAAUUUUCUGCCUGCAUGGUGGACUGUCUCCAUCUAUUGAAACCCUUGAUAAUAUACGUAAUUUUGACCGUGUACAAGAGGUUCCUCACGAGGGUCCUAUGUGCGAUCUUCUAUGGUCUGACCCUGAUGAUCGCUGUGGUUGGGGUAUCUCUCCCAGGGGUGCUGGAUAUACUUUUGGUCAGGACAUAUCUGAGCAGUUCAAUCAUACAAAUAACUUAAAGUUGAUUGCUAGAGCACAUCAGCUGGUCAUGGAAGGAUAUAACUGGGGUCAUGAACAAAAAGUCGUCACUAUAUUUAGUGCACCCAACUAUUGUUAUCGCUGUGGAAAUAUGGCAUCCAUCCUUGAAGUCGAUGACUGCAAAGGUCACACAUUCAUUCAGUUUGAGCCAGCUCCAAGGAGGGGAGAGCCAGAUGUGACCCGAAGAACACCUGAUUACUUCCUAUAA
Molecule: messenger RNA, 936 nt
Organism: Prunus armeniaca (apricot)
Lineage: Eukaryota; Viridiplantae; Streptophyta; Magnoliopsida; Rosales; Rosaceae
Source: the annotation of a GenBank genome assembly